GUCAGUUGUCGUAGUUGUUGUACGAGACAUGUAUUAUAAUACACAGCGACACUAUACGUAGUCGCGUUCAGUUAAAUCUAAAAAAAAUGUGGGGCGUUAUCUGUAUAUUAUGUUCGUUUUGUUUAACCGCGAUUUUAACAGAAGCAAAAUUCGUCGAUACCGACUACAAAAAGCAAAGGGAAGAACUCCUGCAAAAAGAAUUCGAACGAUCACUAGGAGGUAAUUUGGUUCUGAGCGAAGAUGAGAAAACGGUAAAUGAUAUUCUAAUGUACUGGAAGAAUAAAGAAUUAGAUGAAUGUUUUCGGAACCCCGAUCGAUUCAACUUGUCCAAGAGCUAUUUCACGUACAGAGAUUAUAUCAAUACGUCUAAUGUGUAUAAGAUAAUCAGGCGAAUGCCCAAAGGAGGCGCUCUUCAUAUUCACAGUUCGUUAAUGUUAGACGCGGAUGGUUUAGUAAAACUGACGUACGAAGACCACUUGUACUGUUGUUACGAAGGCGACGAUUUAAAACUACAAUUCUCCGAAGUCAUUCCCGAACGACCUUGUACUGAUAAAUGGAGCCUGGUGAGUGACCUUAGAAACGCUUCCGAUGACGUCAUAGCCUUUGAUAACGAAUUGAGAAAGCACUUCAUAAUGUAUGGCAAGGGCGACUACAAUACGAGCGGUGCUAACGAUUCGUGGAAGGAAUUCAACAGGGUUUUUAGAAUCACAAAAUCACUUAACAACUACAUACCGGCGAGAAAAAAGUACUUUUACGCGGGCCUUAAAAACUUUUAUGAGGACAACGUGAUGUAUAUGGAAAUUAGAAGUACAGCUUUUGGUAUUUUCGAAUUCAACAGUACUUACCACAGCGGGAUGUAUUUACUGAAUAUGUACCAAGAGAUAACCGAAAAUUUUAAAAAGGAUCAUCCCGACUUUUUUGGUAUCAAAUUUAUACUCACUUCGCAUAGAGACUUGGACACUGUCUUAGUAAGGCAGAACUUAAAUCUAACUAGGCAGAUUAAAAAGGAAAUGCCAGAAAUGUACGCUGGUUUCGACUUAGUCGGUCGAGAAGAUUCCGGGAAAACACUGCUAGAUCGUCUUCCCGAGCUGGCUGAAAUGAAAAAUGAGAUAAACUACUAUUUUCACGCCGGAGAAACCGUUCGGUACGGGACUACGUCGGAUGAAAAUUUGAUUGACGCCAUACUUUUGGGCACACGGAGGAUCGGCCAUGGUUAUGCCCUCUUAAAACAUCCGAAUCUUUUGAGUAUCAUUCAACAAAAAGAUAUAGCUAUCGAAGUGAAUGUGAUAUCGAAUAAUGUUCUAUCGUUGGUGAACGAUGUGAGGAAUCAUCCAUUGGCAACAUAUUUAGCUCUCGGUCUUCCCGUGGUGUUGUCAAGCGACGAUCCUGGCGUCUGGGGGGCUGAUCCGUUGUCGCACGACUUCUACGUGACAUUUGUCGGUGUCGCCAGUAAGCGCUCGGAUUUAAGACUCUUAAAACAGCUGGCCAUUAACUCUAUAAAGUAUAGCGCGUUAGACGACAAGGGCAAAACCAAUUUGUUUCGGAUAUUCAAUUCAAGAUGGUCUGAUUUUAUCCAAGAGAUUAUUCAAUUGAAUGCACGCGGUGAAUUUAAUAGUGCGUAGGAAGAAAAGUAUGUUUCGAUGUUUUAAUAGACGCGUUUAUUAGAACGUCUUGGAAUAAACAUCCACACUGUGCUGCGAACAAUUAAAGACAUGAAUUUCUCAAUAACAAAA
This is a messenger RNA of Bombyx mandarina (wild silkworm), 1733 nucleotides long. Its product is annotated as adenosine deaminase. The record is from RefSeq and is a predicted model, not a curated record. Gene Ontology annotation, biological process: inosine biosynthetic process; adenosine catabolic process. Lineage: Eukaryota; Metazoa; Arthropoda; Insecta; Lepidoptera; Bombycidae. Gene Ontology annotation, molecular function: adenosine deaminase activity.